Molecule: messenger RNA, 7533 nt
Organism: Closterium sp. Naga37s-1
Lineage: Eukaryota; Viridiplantae; Streptophyta; Zygnematophyceae; Desmidiales; Closteriaceae
Source: the annotation of a GenBank genome assembly
AUGGCCGCAAUUCCCGCCGGAUCUUCCGUCGCGUCUUGCUGCAGCACGAACGAGAAGGAAGCGCAGGCAGGCUCCUCGGGGGUAAAAAACGACCCGAAAGACGGCACCGCGGCCGGCGGCGGCGGCGGCGGGAGCAGCAGCGGGUCGGUGGUGUGGGGCCACGUGGAGGAGCUGGCCAAUGAGGUGGCGGAACUGAAGAGGCGGCUGCAGGAGGAAGAGGAGGAAGGGCGGCGGCUGCGCAACGAAGUGAAGCAUCUCCGCAGCAGCAACCACGAUUUGAAAAUCAUCCCGCCGCGCUCUCCCCGCGCGGCGGACCCGGUUACGCCGGCGCUCCUCGCGCAGUCCAUCCGCGCUUCGUUCAUCGAGCCCGCCGCCGACAGCCCGUGCCCAGACGGCGGCAACGGUGCCGGCGCUGGCGGCGGCGGCGGCGGCGCGAAUCUCAGGAGAUCCGUCUCCCUCGGCCGCGCCGAGGGGGUGUCUGCCUACGCCCGUCACAUGGCCGCAGCGUACGCGGCGAACAACGGCGAAGGCGACGGCACCGGAGCGAAGGCGAGUGGUGGUGGUAACCCGGUGUGGGUGAGUGGCGAGCAGUGGGUGCACACUCUCUCCUCGCCGCGUCACAGCAUCAACGCCAGUGAAUUCGGCGUGUUGCAACUAGGAGACGAAGAAGACGGAUUAAGACGCUCCUCGGGCACUCCGCUCUCGCUCCUGCUCUCCCUCUCUCGCCCUCUCUCCGGACCUCUGCCGAACCACCUGCAGUCGGGUCGGGGAUCGUUGGUUGCUCCUCGAAGCGCGAAUGACGGCGCUGCGGGGAAUUCGCCUGUCGGGCCUGGUGUCAGCCCGAACGCGAAGCUUCGGACGGGCAACAUGAUUGUAACGGGGCUGACUGUAACGGACGCGAACGGCGUCGCGAAAACGAUUAAGAUGGAGCAGCUCGUGACUGCCGAGCCUACGACGCCGAGCCGGCCUCCGGUCUACCAGGGUCGGCCGAGCCUGGAUAAGAAACGGCCGCCGCCAAUCAAGGGCAUCCCGCUGCCCUGGGAUUCGAUGGACGGCGAGGAUCUGAAGAGCCAGAGCGGGUUGGGGACUUCGGGGACGGCGGAAGGCGGAGGCGGAGCGGAGAUUGCGGGGGAGAAGAGUGUUGGCGGAAGGUCAUGGGGAAGAGUGGGGAGUUUGAGCAGAGGGGGUAGUGUGGGCGGGCGUGAGGGGGAAGAGGUGGAGGGCGGGGCGGAAGAGGGGGAAGGGGAAGGGGACGGGGAGGAAAGCGGAGGUGAGUCCGGGGAGGGAAGCAUGGAGGCUAAUGCGUCUGAUGAGGACGAAGGAAGGAGAGACGAGAAAGGAGAGAAGGACGAGAAGAAGGGAGGGGAUGGGGAGAUAGAGCAGCUGAUGGCGCUGGUGGAAGCGAGAGAGAAGAGAGAGACAGGCGCAAAGAGAGAGACAGGCGCAAGGAGAGACACCUCCGCGUCCCCGUCCGCGUCCCCGUCCUCUUGUGGAGCCAAGACUAAGACUGGUACUGCGUUUGGUGAUAAGGCUAAGACUGCUGUUGCUGUCGCCGGAGCCGCUGGUGCUGGUGCUGUUCCCCGCGCCAGCAGCGCGGGUAGCGGCAGCAAGGCGGCAGGCGCAGCAAGAGGGCGCAGCGGAAGUCCCGUGUUGCGGCGGAGCAGUAGCGGCGGAGCAGCAAGCGGGUUUGGCUCUUCUUCCGCCACGAACCGUCUUGCCGCCUCUCCCCGCGCUGCUUCCCCGCGCGCUGCCUCCCCCGGGGGGAGCAACAGCAGAGGUACCUUCUCCCGCACGGGAUCUUUCCGCGCGCCUUCUCCCCGCGCUGCUUCCCCGAGUGGCGGAUACAGCGGGACGAGGGGACGACUUUCGAGGAGCACGGUGGAAACGGGGGAUAAUAUCUUUGGCGAUGAUAUCGAUGAGGAGAUUGAGAUGGAGGGCGUGAAAGGGGGAGGCGGAGGGGGCGCGUUGCGCCGAUCGGCGUCGUUCGGAAGCAGCUGCCGGGCGGCCGCGGGCGGAGGAAGCGGGGGAGAAGGCGGAGAAGAGGGGGCGGAUGUGCGGGGAUCGCGGGAGUCCCUGUGUCGCAGCGCUAGUCUGGGGGGAAGGCGGAACCCCAGCGCAACGCCUCUCGCCGCUGCGUUGGAGUCAUCUCACGGCCAUGCGGCGGAAGGGGAGGGGGAAGGUGAGGGCCCGUCGCUUCAGCGGCAGAACGUGUUGCGGGGGAAGAGUGGGGAAGUCGUUGAGUGGGAGAGGCGCGGGGAAGCAAUGCUUAUGCCACACAGGAUGGAACAGCAACCCCAGCAGCAGCUGCAGCAGGAACGGCAGCGGCAGCAGGAAUGGCAGGCGCAGCAGCAGCAGCGGCAGAUUGGGAGUGUGCAAGAGCGUGUUGCGGGGGAUGCUGGCAUGGGCAGCAGCAGCAACAGCAGCAGCAGGCUUCGCCGCUCUGUGUCUGCUGACGUGGGUGACGCAAUGCUGGUGACUCUAGGCGGCGCCUGUGACUAUAACGGAGGUGAGACGACUGAGAACAGCAGCAGCAGCAGCCACAGGCGCUUCUACAGCCAUGGUGAGUUUAACGAGGGCGGGCACAGUCACACCCGCAAUAAGCACAAGCACGAGCAGCAGCACGAGCAGCAGCACCACCACAGCAAGCAGAGCAUGUUCCAGAGGCUGUUUCAGAGGGCUAAAAAGAGCAUUACCGGCAGCGGUAACACACGGAAUCAUCAUCAUCACCAGCAGCAGCAAGAGCUUUCCCUGGGCGCGGGUGCAGGGAAAAAGGGCCCUGCAAGGACUAUGUCAGAUGGUGCUGUUGGCAUUGACGGCUGGCAGAAGCAAAGCGCAGAGCCUUGGGAGAAUUUGAGUGAGGGUGUGGACGGUGUGGGAGCGGGGCGGGGAAGGGGAAGGAGGGAAUGGAACCAUGAUGGCAGUGGGGCAGAGAACCCCCCAGGAGAGGGGCAUAGGAGAGAGGUUUCGUGUGAUAGCAGCGGAGGUGGUGGUAAGAGGAAGGAGGUGAGGGAGGGAAGCGAGGACGGAGGUGGGAGAGAAAGAGGGGAAGCGUCAGCGCAUGCUAAUGUGGGCAGUGCGGGUGCUUCUAGUGCUGCUGCUGCUAGUGCUGCCAGUGCUGCGAUAGCUUCUGUUCAUGGAGGGCAUGGUGGUGGGAUUCUGGGAAAGACAGGAAGACCCAAGGAGGGAGGAUCUGCGGCAUCAGCAUCAGCAGCAGCAGCAGCAGCAGCGGCAGCAGCGGUGGGCGGAGGGCACCAUUCCAACUGGUGGAGUGGCCACAGCAGCCCUCCCCCUCUGCCCAUCCCAUCCUCCUUCGACCCUGCCACCCUCCUCAAACCCACCAGCCCCACCCUCCGACCCACCAACGGAACCAGACCCCACAGCAGAGCACCGUUCUCCACCCCUGUCAGCCCCUUGGCCAGCCCCAGAACCGCCCCAAACGCCUUCAACAGCCCUCGGAGAACCGGAAGCAGCGGCAGCCCAAACAGUAACUGCGGUUCCCCAAACACACCAAACACCCCGGGCACUCCCAACACUCCCAACACCUGGCGAGGUGGCAGCAACGGUGGCAACAACGGCGGCAACAACGGUGCACCCCCCUCCUCCUCCUCCUCGCCCAGCAAGAUUGAUCCUAUCAUCCGUGCGCUCAACUACGCAGCGGUUACAGGCCGGUUACCACCCGGCAUGGCUCUAGACGCCAUCUCAGAGGAGAGGUCCAGUGCGCUCCUCUCCUCCGCCAUCCCCUCCCCCUGCGCGUCCGUUCAUAACUCCCUCCACCUCCUGCCCUCGCUGCCCUCCCCCGGCCCUACACCUCCGCAUCCCUCGCAUCCCACGCAUUCCGCUGUGCAUAAUAACCCGCUGCAGCGCCCGCCGUCGCCCUCGUCCGCCCGUGGUACCCUUCGUUCCGAAGCAGGCGGGUCCGGGAGAAACGCCCUGCAGAUGUCCCAGCUGCAGAUGUCGGGGGAAAUGCUCCCCCCCCCGCGUGUAGCCAUGCCUGGCGCUGCUGCUACCGGUGCUGCUGCCGAUGCUGGUUCUGCAGCCGCUGGUGCCGAUGCUGGUGGUGAUGCUGGUGCUACUGCUCCUCACUCCUCCAAUCCAACCACUCCUCGUCUCUCCCCGACCAGAGGGAUCGGGUCACGUGGCACCCCCCUCUCCCCUCUCUCCCCGCUCUCCCCCACUCGCCCCUCCCCAUCCUCCCCCAUGAGCCCCAUCUCCCCCGCUACCACCUCCCCCAAACCAAUCCCCAUCCGCCACGUCAUUCAGCAGCAGCAGCAGCAGCUCAAAUCACCCCGAGCGCAGCAGCAGCAGCUGAAGUCUCCACGCUCACAGCAGCAGCAGCAGCAGCAGCACAGGAAGCCAGGGCAGCAGCUGCAGGUGAAGGCAGGUCAGAAGGCAGGGCAAGGCAGGCCGAGUCAGGUGCUGGUGCAGCGGCCAGGCAGCCUCAAGAGCCCCGCUGCUGCUGUCAAAAACACAGCAGUGAAACCGGGGCAGGGGCAGGCCGGGGCACAAAAAACGCAAGCGCAGGGUGUGGUGGCAAAGGCACAGGGACAAGGGGCGGUGAAGUCCCAACAGGAGAAGGAGAAGGAGAGGGAGGAGGGGGAGAAGGAAGAGGCAGGGGCGCAGGAGCGGUUGCAGGCGCACAUGGAAGCGCAGAUGAAGAAGAGUCCUCACUACCUGCAGCAGCAGGGGGAUGGGAAGGGGGGAAAGGCAGGGGAGAGUGAGGGCGGGAAGGAGGUAGGGGCGCAGGAGCGGUUGCAGGCGCACAUGGAGGCGCAGAUGAAGAAGAGCUCGGUAGCCUCCAGAGGAGGUUUGGCAGGUGCUGGUGGUGGGCUGCAUGGCAUGAGCAGCAGCAUGGGAGGAGGCAUGGGGACGGCAGGAAUGGGAAUGGCGGGAUUCAACGCGGUUGGCAGCGGUGGAAUGCACAGCGGUGGGGUACAGGGCAGUGGGAUGCAUGGCACCAUUGGCAGCCAGGUCAGCCAUGGCAGCACGAACAUGAAUGCAGCAACUGCAGCGGCCAUUGCAGCAGCGGCUGGGAGCAUUGUGAGCGGCACAGGCAGCUCUCAGAGCCGCUCCUGCAGCCGCACGUCCAGCAUGCGAUCCGAGCAGGACUUGAACUUGUCCAAGCUGAGGAACGGCAGCAUUUCCUCCAACGAGUCUUGCCUCUCCAUGUCAACACGCCAGCCACGGGGGCGGCCAAUGAAUGCAGCAGCAGGCAACCAAGCCGGCCCUCCUCCCCUCAGCCAGAGCAUGGGCACCAACGUUUACCACCACCAUCAGCAGCCAAGCACUGGCAACGUCAGCGCAUACUCACAUCAACCGCCGAACAUGGGCAACAACACGGGCAGUCAUUUCCACCAGCAGCAUCAGGCCAAUCGUAGCCCGUUCUCCACUCCACCUGCAAGCCCUCCUUUGAGCCCGACUCGAGGGUUUGGGAUAAUUGGAUUAGAUGGCGGCGCGACGGGGAACGGGGAAGGAGGUUCAGGAUUCGGUUCGGCAGCUGGAGAAUUCUCCAUUAGGUUCGGCAGCAGCCGCGGAAGCAGUGGAAGCGGGGGGGGAUCCGCGGGGGAAUCGGCGGGAAAGGCGUUUUGGGAGGAUUCGAGUCGAGCCGCGGCGGCGAUCGACGAUCUGCUCGUUGCGGCAAUGCGCAAAUCACGCUGGCGGGAUUUGGGAGAAUCCGCGCAACAGCUGCUGUGGUCUUCCCCCGAUCAAGGGAUCAGGGGAAGCCUGAUCGGUGGCGGGAAGGGCGGAGGCGGAGCGGGGAGCGCGGGGAGCAGCAGCGGGGGAGAGAGCCUAGCGGAACGGCGGAGGCUCAUGCGGUUAGGGUAUGAUGGGGGAGAAGGGGAGGUAGCGGGGGGCAAUGGCGGAAAACUGGACCAAUCAGGAGGCGCCAGCGCGAGGACCUUGCCUGCGUCUCUGAUUGGCUCCGGGAACCAGGGCUUACAGGGGAAUGCUGACGUGUACCGUGCUCUAAACGAGCGGCUGGCUCGCGAUGUGACUAUAGUGAUCAGCGCAAAGCACUCUUUCGGAACAGCAGCCGCGCAGCUGGACGCGAUUCUCGCGACCACUCCCCCCUGCCCAGUGAUCUACAUGAUCCCCGGCGCAAUGGACGCGCGCACGCGCGCGCACGUCAGGCGCAGGCAAGCGGAGAGCGCACGUGGGAUGUGGGGUGGCUGGGGCGGCGGAGGGGGAGGCGCAGGCGCGGGGGGGGCAGCGGGCGGCGGAUUAGGAUUCGCUGAGAAGCAUCCUGAAGGGGUGAUUUUCCUGCCGUUCAUUUGGGAGUGGGGGGGGGAUGCGGGGGGCGGGGGGGCGAAGCUCAGGGCGGGGGGUCUCAGCAGAGGGGCGGGCGUAGGGGGAGGGGCGGGGGGAAGGGGGAGAGGGGCGGUGACGUAUGGUGGUGCGACGAACCUGGGUGGUAGGCUCGGUGCCGGUGCUGCUGCAGGUGCGGCCACUGGUGCUGGCGCUGCUGGUGUGGCUGCUGGUGCUGCUAGUAGCGGUGGUGGUGGUGCUGCUGGGGGGGGCAGCAUGGGUAGCGGGUCAGUGGCGAAGCAAGAGGGCCUUAAAGCCCAUGCCGCCUUUGCCUCUGACAUGCUAUUUGACGACUACAGCAACGACGGGAAGCUGUACCCACAGCCAAUAGAAGACGUCCACGUGGCAGGCACCAGGGAUCCGAGCCUGCUGGACCCUCGGGAAUCUCCGGUAGGCGUGGAGGACCACUGCAUGCUGGUUCGGCAGUCGUUUCUUUCCGAAGCUGUUCUGUUCGACCCUAAGGUCGGGUAUACCCGGCAGGAUUUGGACUUAGCGCUUACGACUCGGUAUUUUAACUACAAGUCUUACUUAGUGCCGCAGUCUAUAGUGGUGUACCACCACCCGUCUUCCAGCGUGGGGGCGCGGGAUUUGAUCUACUUUGCGCGGCAGAGCGGCGCUGACGUGUGCUCGGCCAAUCAGGUGUUUCUGCGGCACAAGUGGGGGGUUAUAACGGGGCAGCAGUGUAGAGGGUUCGUGGACGCCACUUUAAGGGGCCACGUGUGGACAACAGAGGGCCAGGAGGGGGAUGGCGAAGGGUGGCAGGUGAACGGUGCAGGUGUUGCAGGCAAUGCUGCUGGUGGUGGUGGGGAGGAGGGUAGUGCAGUGAAAGGGGGAGUCGAGGCAGGUGGAAAGGGUACUAGCCUUGACAGCAGCAGCAGCAGCAGCAGCAGCAGCAGCAGCAGCAGCAGUAGUGCCACACCCCCCGCCCGUUUUCUCAUUCCCAAGGGCCAAUCAGAGCAGGCUCAGCUCGUCCUCGCCUUCUUCUCAUUGGUCGGUUUCAACCGCUUCCAGAUGCGCAACCUGCCAGCCUGGCAACCCCUGCCGCCCGCGCCGCCAGCUGUUACGGAACGUGGUAACGCGGUUACGCGUGGUGCGCUGUGUGCCGAGCAUAUCGGACGGGUGCGAGAUGGGGUGGCGGGUCGGGGCCGUGCCGGACGCGUGGCGGCUGCUGCUGUGGGCGUGGCGGCCUCAAAGCGUGCGGACAGCACAAGUGCUGCUGAUGAACGCUGA